AGGGGAUUCAGCGGCAAAGGGCCCGACAGGCUGAAUAACAGCAGCAGUGUCAUUGUUGAUGGUUUGAGGGACGGACAUGACUCACGCAGAAACGGGAUAUAGGGAAUGCGUAUUGUUGUUUAUUCGUUUACUAUUUCUUCGUGAAAUGAUGGUUGCGCUACUCAAAGAUGUCAGGAGAAAAAGACCUGACUUACCGGUUUUAUUGCCCGCUUACUGACUGUCUGAAACAGUUUGAAAGUUUCGAGAGAUUGAAGUCCCAUGUUGAAAAGGAACAUCAAGGCAGUGUGGCACCGAUGGUUCAGGAGGACAACAACGAAAUCAAUGCUGAAUCUUCCAACAGUCGAAAAUGCGAUUCAUUUACAACGGAACAAGGCAGCCUGCACGUGUUGAAAAUCAAUGCAGCAAAAAAAGCGUAUCACACGGCUACAUUUAAAAGAAAGUCAAGCUUUGUCUCCAGUAACCAUUGCAACCAAAGUCAUUUUCAACAAUUGCAACCGAAGCCAGCACACAGCGUCAUUAGCCAAUCAAAAGAUCAAGAAAGAUAUACUUCACGUUUGCAAACAUUGCACAAUGACCGGUGAUCAGCAACCAAUAAAAGAAAGAGUCAAGCAGAAUUCAACUGAUUUUUUUUUCUUUUGCAACGCACACCGCCAAAAUGCGUGGAGAAUGUUGCAACGC
Radiomyces spectabilis is the source of this 678-nucleotide messenger RNA. RefSeq lists its product as uncharacterized. The coding region runs from base 168 to 581 and encodes 137 amino acids. NCBI's taxonomy places the organism in Eukaryota, Fungi, Mucoromycota, Mucoromycetes, Mucorales, Radiomycetaceae. The transcript has a single exon. The record is from RefSeq and is a predicted model, not a curated record.